Molecule: messenger RNA, 886 nt
Organism: Papaver somniferum (opium poppy)
Lineage: Eukaryota; Viridiplantae; Streptophyta; Magnoliopsida; Ranunculales; Papaveraceae
Product: 60S ribosomal protein L21-2-like
Exons: 2
Coding region: 193-687 (164 amino acids)
Biological process (GO): translation
Cellular component (GO): ribosome; cytosolic large ribosomal subunit
Molecular function (GO): structural constituent of ribosome
Source: RefSeq, a predicted model, not a curated record
UCUAGCCCAUCUGAAACAAUCUAGGGUUUCAGAAAUCUGAAGAGGCAGAGGUUUCCCGGUAUCUAAACAAGGAAUCUGAAGAGGUAGAGGUUUCCCAUCAAAAAAAAGAAAAGAAAAAAGAGGUAGAGGUAGAGGUAGAGGUUUUUGGGUGAGUUUACAGAGAAAGAGAGAGAGAGAGAGAGAGUAGGAAUCAUGCCGGCUGGACAUGGUUUGCGAUCAAGAACAAGAGAUUUAUUCUCACGUCCAUUCAGGAAGAAGGGUUAUAUUGCUCUUACCACUUACUUGAGAACCUUUAAGAUUGGUGAUUAUGUUGAUAUUAAAGUGAAUGGUGCUAUUCAUAAGGGUAUGCCUCAUAAGUUUUAUCAUGGUCGGACUGGUAUUGUCUGGAAUGUUACCAAACGUGCCAUCGGCGUUGAAAUCAACAAGCAGGUUCGUGGAAAUAUUCUGAAGAAGAGGAUUCACGUGAGAAUAGAGCAUGUGCAGCCAUCAAGGUGCAGGGAAGAGUUCAAAUUGAGGAAGGUCCAGAAUGACAAGUUGAAGGCUGAAGCAAAAGCUCAUGGGGAGAAGAUCAGCACUAAGAGACAGCCAGAGGGACCUAAGCCUGGUUUCAUGGUUGAGGGUGCCACCUUAGAAACUGUGACCCCCAUUCCCUAUGACGUGGUCAAUGACCUCAAAGGAGGAUAUUAGGAUAACUUUGCAUUUCGCAGUGCUUCGCCACCAAUCUUGGUUCUCUUUUGUAUUUUGGAAAGGGUGAUUAUCAGAUUUUGACAUCUAGUAAUUGUAGUGACAAUGUUGCUCUGGAUAAAUUUGUUUUUCAAGACUGAGCCUGUGUUCUGCAACAACAAUGUUUUUGAAGGACCAUUAUACCAUUUUCCUAGUAUUGAUA